UGUGUGCUACUUUUCUCUCCCAGAUGGGGGGUUACGCCGAGCCGAGAGCAGCUCCAAUCCCACAAUAGCGACGGAGUUUGUCAAGCAAGCGCUGCUGGUGGUUUUCAAUCUAAAAGGGGGAGAAAGCUAGCCCGGGGAAGCUCUGCGGAGGAGAGAUGUAAAAUGGCAGAGCUACAAAUGCUGUUAGAGGAAGAGAUUCCGGCCGGUAAACGUGCGCUUGUGGAGAGUUACCAGAACCUGACCAGAGUAGCUGACUACUGCGAGAACAACUAUGUCCAGGCCCAGGACAAACACAAGGCCCUGGAGGAGACCAAGGCCUACACCACCCAGUCCCUGGCCAGCGUGGCCUACCAGAUCAAUGCCCUGGCCAACAAUGUGCUGCAGCUACUGGACAUCCAAGCAUCGCAGCUCCGCCGCAUGGAGUCCUCCAUCAACCACAUCUCCCAGACGGUGGACAUCCACAAGGAGAAGGUGGCCCGGCGAGAGAUCGGCAUCCUGACCACCAAUAAGAACACGGCGCGCACCCACAAGAUCAUCGCGCCGGCCAACAUCGAGCGGCCCGUGCGCUACAUCCGCAAGCCCAUCGACUACAACGUGCUGGACGACGUGGGCCACGGGGUCAAGUGGCUAAAAGCCAAGCAACAUGGAAACAAUCAGCCAAUCAGAGGUGGCGGAACUCUGUCGAGGACCAAUCCCCCGACACAGAAGCCCCCGAGCCCGCCCAUGGCAGGGCGGGGCACCUUGGGGCGCAACGCGUCCUACAAGACCCUGGAGCCGGUGAAACCGCCAACGGUGCCCAACGACUAUAUGACCAGCCCCGCCCGGCUCAGCCACCAGAACAGCCCCGGCCGCACGGCCUCCGUCAACCAGAGGCAACGCACGCACAGGUACCUGCCGUCACUCCCUCCUUCCACUAGGAACCGCAAACGCGUGAGAAACUACCCCCGCGAGGACAGUGUGCUCGCUGGUAAUGACAGGGAAACCCUCUUGCCAUCAGGGGCAAUAUGCAAACAGGUACACAACCUAUUGUGGAUCGACUUUUGUCACACACCGGCUUUUUUUUUUCUUCAACAACUUGCAUGGCAUGACUGCAUGACCGAGCAGCUCCAGGUGAAAGGGGUUAACCUAAUCAGUCCCAUGCGCCAGAUCCCUCCGCCUCCCCCUCGCCUCCGACCCGUACGGCGUUCACUACGGGUCCUCACUGUCCUUACUGUCUUCGUUCCAGUUGCGGAUUCGCCCACCCCCCCGCCUCCGCCACCGCCCGACAGCAUGGCGCUGUUCGACGACUCCCCCCCGCCGCCUCCCCCUCCCCCCGUGGACUACGAGGAGGAGGAGGCGGCUGUGGUCCACUACAGCGACCCCUACGCCGACGGAGACCCCAACUGGGCCCCCAAGAACUACAUCGAGAAAGUGGUGGCCAUCUACGACUACUCCAAGGACAAGGAUGACGAGCUAUCCUUCAUGGAGGGCGCCAUCAUCUACAUCAUCAAGAAGAACGACGACGGCUGGUACGAGGGGGUGUCCGGUAGCGUCACCGGCCUCUUCCCCGGGAACUACGUGGAGUCCAUCAUGCACUACGCCGACUGAGCUAGCUGCUAGCCGCGCUAGCUAAAAGACGCCGCCUUGUGACGCAAGCUUGCUACUGACUGUCAGCGAUGUUAGCUAGUAGACUCCAGUUAGCCGAGGCCAGUUAGAGACGCUAGCUAGCCGAGGCCAUUUAGAGACGCUAGCUAGCCGAGGCCAGUUUGCGACGCAAGCUAGCCGAGGCCAGUUUGCGACGCUAGCUAGCCGAGGCCAGUUUGCGACGCUAGCUAGCCGAGGCCAGUUUGCGACGCUAGCUAGCCGAGGCCAGUUUGCGACGCUAGCUAGCCGAGGCCAGUUUGCGACGCUAGCUAGCCGAGGCCAGUUUGCGACGCAAGCUAGCCGAGGCCAGUUUGCGACGCAAGCUAGCCGAGGCCAGUUUGCGACGCAAGCUAGCCGAGGCCAGUUUGCGACGCAAGCUAGCCGAGGCCAGUUUGCGACGCAAGCUAGCCGAGGCCAGUUUGCGACGCUAGCUAGCCGAGGCCAGUUUGCGACGCUAGCUAGCCGAGGCCAGUUUGCGACGCUAGCUAGCCGAGGCCAGUUUGCGACGCUAGCUAGGCGAGGCCAGUUUGCGACGCUAGCUAGGCGAGGCCAGUUUGCGACGCUAGCUAGCCGAGGCCAGUUUGCGACGCUAGCUAGGCGAGGCCAGUUUGCGACGCUAGCUAGGCGAGGCCAGUUUGCGACGCUAGCUAGCCGAGGCCAGUUUGCGACGCUAGCUAGCCGAGGCCAGUUUGCGACGCUAGCUAGCCGAGGCCAGUUUGCGACGCUAGCUAGCCGAGGCCAGUUUGCGACGCUAGCUAGCCAUGGCUAGUAAGCGACCCUAGCUAGCCGAGGCCAGUUUGCAAUGCUAGCUGGUCAACUUCAGUUAGCGAUGCUAGAAGGGCCAAUGCGUGGUGGCGGCGUAUUUAUUGAUACCGCGAUCCUGGUCUAAACUCGAGACCACUGCCGCCUGGUCAAACCCCAAACACCCCCCAUCCUAACGUAUACGUAGGCACAACGUUUAACUGCUUUUCUUUUUGAUAUCACAAUGUUAUUGCCCCCUUAACAAAUAUGUUUGCAAAUAAAUAAAUAAAAAAUGUUUAUCGAUAAGAGUUUAUUUUGCGGUUUGCAUACCGGGGAGGGGAGAGGAGGGAUUUGUUGAAACGUAUAAACAGGGAAAGAUUGCAAAGUCUUGGAACUGUACGAUGGAUCGGAUACUCUAGUUCAGUCUCUGGAGGUCUGGGAAUACCGAGACCGAUCGUUGCAACCAAGCUCGAGAACAGCAGACUUUUACAACACUUCUUAAAUGUACUACAGAUUCCUGACGGCUACUUGGAUGAUGAACUUGGGUCAUGUUUCCGCCAUUAUGGGAUUUAUUGGUCGGUCCAGUAAACCAAGUCAACAUAUGGGUAAAGCGAGCUCAGAUGAUUCCUUUAAAGACAAGUUUUUUUAAUCUUAAUUAAGGGCUGUGAAUAAAAGAUAAAAAAAAAAAGAUAACAUAUUGACUUGAACAGGCGAGCUGACGGAUUGACAUACGCUUAUUUAUGUAUGCAAAUCAUACAGACUGGUUGUGACUCAGGGUUGUGUCGAAUGCGGCAGAACUCUCAAUGCGCUCUUAAUUUGGUAGUUCUCUAAUUGUAAAUACAAUUAGAGUCUCUAAUUGUAUGUAAUGGUUAAUUCACUGCCUGCCCAUUACCGAUGGCUGUCUGGGAUUAUGCUAAUCUAAUCAACCACAAUACUAAUCCCAAUAUCAAUAAAUCUUGUCUAGGUAUGUAUGGACAAUUAUAUAUCCUGAAGGCAAAUUACACAAGAAAUUCACAUCAUGGUGAGAAAGCAUGCAAUAUAGAAUUUAUGAAAUGUAAUACCGUUUAUGUUGUCAAUAUAUACAAAUUGAUUUGUUUUUAUUGCAUUGUUUAAUUUGUUGUACUGUCCAAAUCACUGAAUGAUUUAGAAUUUUUAACAAGAACUUUUUCAGGGCUCCGGUUUUUAAAAUGCUGAUUUUCGUUUGGUUCAGAAUUUGAACACUUCAGUUUCACAUCUUGAUUAUGGCUUUCAAUGUCAGACGCAUUGUUUAUAACUUUUUACUUCUAUAAAAUAUGUGGAGCAGUCCAAAUGUCAUGGCCUAUUGAACAAUGUCUCCGGAGGGAAACUAGGCGUUCCCCGUCUUCUCCGGGUUAUGUUUCAGUUUGAGAUGACUUGCCAAUCACUGCCAGCCCUCGCCGAGCAAAAAAAGGAAAUCUGAAUCUGAGAUUAUGAGGAAAGGGUUGUGAGUGUUUGAAUUGAUCUUUCAGUUUUGAUUUGUCAAGCUAUAGAUUAUUCUAGUGUAUGAUUAACGCAUCACCCUUUACCUCACAAGAGGGUGCAACAUAAUGGCCUGAUUGGGUGAUUUCUCCCAUGAUGCCUUGCAUUUCCCCAGAUCCUUAAUCUGACCAGAACCUAAAAAAUAAAACAAUCUUAAUACCCUACCAUUUGCAAUGCAUCAUGGGAAAUAAACUACAGAAAAAAAGGUGGUUGCA
Messenger RNA from Gadus macrocephalus (Pacific cod), 4076 nucleotides. RefSeq names its product abl-interactor 1a (gene abi1a). The transcript is spliced from 8 exons. The coding region runs from base 163 to 1587 and encodes 474 amino acids. Gene Ontology annotation, cellular component: lamellipodium; intracellular anatomical structure. The record is from RefSeq and is a predicted model, not a curated record. Gene Ontology annotation, molecular function: SH3 domain binding. Lineage: Eukaryota; Metazoa; Chordata; Actinopteri; Gadiformes; Gadidae.